AUGCCUCAACCAUUGGUUACGGGUAUUUCUCCGCGAGAAGGUUGUCCUGGAAUUAAAAUAACCAUUCGCGGUGACCAUUUUGGUAAUGAUGAAAAAGAUUUCAUUGGCUUGAAAAUUUGUGGAGAUGAUUGUCGAUCAUCAGCCAUCUGGAUAAAUUCGAAAAAGAUUACAGCUUAUACGGGAAGCGGUCAAGGCAAAGGUGAUGUUAUUGUUACUACAAGAAGUGGAGGCGUUGGAUCUUGUAAUGUUGGAUUUUAUGGACGCGUUGAACAAGCUGGACCAUUACAAGAAGUGGCCGUAUGGAUUCAAGAGGAUGCGGUGAAUUUAUUUGGUUUAAACGCCUCAAAAGCUCCAGCAAUAUUACCCGGUAGUGGAGAUUCAACCGGAGCUGCUGCUGAUAAUGUGAAUGUUACACCGGCAGAAGAACUCUACGACAUGUUUCCGAACAGUAGCACUGAUAUUACACAAUCCAAUUUUAAUCCAUAUUAUUAUUUGCUUGCACAUAAAUCAAAUGCAACUUUUGAUGAACUACGAAAAAAUCUUGAACAUUUAAAAGUGAAACAAUCUCACAAUGAAGGUGCAUCAACCACAUUGGUGAAGAAUAAUAUUGCAUCAUUUAUGGAAGCUGUUGAUAUUAUGAAAGAUAUCCGUCGUUUAUGUGCCGAAGAUCGAAAGAAGAACGUUCUUGAACCUGUUAUCAAAUUGACAGAAGAAAUAGCCAAUAUUGCUCAUUCAAUGUAUGAUACAGAUUUAGAACGAAAAGAUUAUUCUGAUACCAUACGUAAUGCAUUAAAUGUUAUUCAACGUUAUAAAUUUAUUUUUCAUCUACCACAGUCUAUUGAACGCAGUGUUAAACGAGAGGAAUAUGAAAAAGUAAUUAAUGAUUUAAUACGAGCGAGAGCAGCAUUUGAAACAGUCGGAUCAAAAGUAUUCAAGAAUAUUCAGCGUGAAGUCGAUCAACAAGUUCAAAAUUUACGAACAUUAUUUCGUCAACGUUUAACAGAAUUUCCUUCAUCACUUGAAGAUCAAAAAUUAUUUAUAAGAUACCUUUACUCCCUCGAUCCAAGAGGUGAUCCAGCCUGGGACUGUAUUAAUAAUGAAAAAAAUUCGCUUGUUGACGUUUUAAAAUCGUGUGUCAUGGAUUCAAAACAUCUUCAACAACAACCAAACGAUAUGAAAUAUUAUCAUGAUGCAACGGCAUUAGUGGAUCAAGCAUGCGAUGUUUUAACAACCGCUUUUCCCGAUUUUUGGAAUCUUACACAAUUAUACUUGAAGAAAAAAUUAUAUCCAGCUGAAAGAUCAGAUGAGAAUGAUAGAGCAUAUCCGCAUAAAAGUCCAGAAUUCUUAGUGCUGACGAAAGAUAUUAUUCAAACAUUUAUCAAUGUUGUGCGUUUAAAUUUAUUGUCAAAACUGAAUCGUGAUAUUGAUUCGGGUCAUGAAGGCGAUGAACAAUAUUUGAAUUCCGAAGAAAUAAUGACACGUGAAGCAUAUCAGCGAGUGAAAACAUUACCACAUUGUGUUCAAAAUUGUCGAUUAUGUGUUUUACAUUUGAUUUCUCUUGAAAUACAAGCUGAUUUCAAAAAAGAAUUACAGCAAUUAAUGUUUGAUUUGAGACUCGAAUGUUUCGGAGUUUUGAUGGAUCAUGCAUGUAUAGAGGUAGCCCGUUUAUAUUCACAAGAAACAUGGGAUUUAGAAAGAGAUGAGCAACUUGGUUCACAUACAAAACUACCAAAUUUGUUUCAUGAUAUGGUAUUGAAAAAAUUGACUAUUGUUCACGAACAUGUUUUAGCUGUUAAUUUAGCUAAAGGAGAAAGAAGGUUUUUCGAGGAUAAAGAAGGAACCAAACAAGCUGCUAUUGCCGUCUAUCGUUUAUUAGGUGAUUUUGGUACGGUUUUUCAAACUCUUGUGAAAGAGUGUAGUACGGCCAUUAACACAUCAUCCACUCAAAACGGUUUUAUUGAUGGUGUGAGUAAUGUUGGCGGAAGUAGCGAUACAGGAAAUACUAGUGCACCUCUGGAUUCAUCAUUAACAAAAACAUUAAAAUUAGUUAUUAUCUUGAAUAAUUUCAGUUAUACGCGUAAAUAUAUCUUACCCCGAUUGAAAACAUCAUUUGUCAAUUAUGGUUUUCGAGGCAUGGAUAAGGUAUUCAAUGAAACAGAUGUUAUAUACGAUAAAAUUGAUGAACAAAUAAUUGAUACUAUUCAAACUGAAUAUAUCAAACCAUUUUUGAAUAAAUUAGAAACACGAAUGUAUGCCGGAAGAUUUGAUUGGGCAACACAUUCAAAGGUGAUCGGUGUUAAAGAUUAUGUUAAACAUAUCAUAUUAGAUUUAGCUCGUAUCCAUGCUGAAGUUUAUUCUAUAUCAGGUUUACUUGUUUACAAUGUUCUAUCGAAAAUACUUAAUAUAUUGGUGAAUGAAUUAUCAAAACUAUAUAAGUGUAUAUCACAAUUUAGUAAACAUGGUGGUAUGCAAGCAUGUCUUGAUAUCAUCGCAUUACAAGAAUGUCUUGGAAAAUGUAUGGAAACAACAACAUCGACGAAACUAAAAGAAAUUAUUACAUUUAUACCAGAUGCCACGGAAUAUAUUAAAUCUAAAACACUUUCAGAUAUGUUAAAUGCAUUUCUUAAACAAAUGCAAGCAUAUUUACUUGCAUUCAGAGAUGUUCAAAACACAUCGUCGCAGUAG
Molecule: messenger RNA, 2685 nt
Organism: Didymodactylos carnosus
Lineage: Eukaryota; Metazoa; Rotifera; Eurotatoria; Philodinida; Philodinidae
Source: the annotation of a GenBank genome assembly